CGUUCCGCCAGACACCGGUCUCGGCGCUCUCGCCCCUCAGUCUCGCUAGAGCGCUUUCGAUACUACAACGUCAAUUUCGACAUGGCGGAUUCAAAUUCAAAUUCGUACGAUAUUAUCAAUAAUUAUUCACCGAAAAUAGAAGUUGAUUCGGAGAGCGAGCGAGAGUAUUCGAGACGGGAUCAGAAUGCGAAAUGUAAGCUGUACUGGACUACGGAGAACACAAUAAAGUUGAUUGAGACUAUGGAGAAGGAAUGUCGAGAGUUGUGGGAUGCGAAGAAUCCGUUGAACCGAGACCGGAACACUAGGCAGGCGAAGUUAGAGUACCUGGCAGAGGUAAUAGGGACUACGUCGGAGGAGAUAAGCAGAAAAGUACAUAAUUUGCGUUCGCAGUUUAACAAUGAGUUGCGGAAAAUAAAGCGAGGUCAGGUGGUGCGCAGCGGGUGGGAGUACUUCGAUGCUCUCUCGUUUCUGAUGCGGACGCCAUCUGCGGAGGCGUUGGAGACUGUUGACGCAGUUAAUUUGGAGUUAGCAGAAUUUCAAGCUGAUGAAGAAGAGGAAUUUGGUGCAGCAGCUCGUGCUCACGUAGCGUUACUCGCAUCGAAUAAUAGUGCUAAUGGCAGCCCCAGUAGGAGGCUGCACAAGCCUCUCAGAGUGGCAGCCUCAGCGCCACUCCCACUCCCUCCCAGCGCCAAUCCUCUCAUGUGGCCUGAAGAACCUACUCCUAGAAUCAGACCUGGAAUCAACGCUGAUGAGUGUCAGAUAUUCGGUGAUUUCGUGGCCUCAGAGCUCAGGACGCUUCGUUCGCAUGAAUCCCGCAAACGUUUGAAGAGGAUGAUCCAGAAAGCCAUCCUCCAGAUCGGAGAGGAAGAGGAUGUCAACAUGAUCAGUGGAUGACAACGACGCCUAUCACUCGAUUCCACCGACUAAACAGUUGUAGUCAAGAAUCUGGUGAUAACAGAGUGAUCUGAGAAAUAAUAUUUCCUUCUUCAAUCUAUGUUUGUAGGUAGUACGUACACAGUGGUGAUCUUAAUUUUACUUUGUAGACAAAAAAGGCGUUUUAUUUUUAUCACUUUAAAAGUGGUUUUAUAGGUGCACAGUGGUGAUA
Messenger RNA from Spodoptera exigua (beet armyworm), 1105 nucleotides. The record is from the annotation of a GenBank genome assembly. Lineage: Eukaryota; Metazoa; Arthropoda; Insecta; Lepidoptera; Noctuidae.